This is a messenger RNA of Wasmannia auropunctata (little fire ant), 2246 nucleotides long. RefSeq names its product cytochrome P450 4C1-like. The record is from RefSeq and is a predicted model, not a curated record. Gene Ontology annotation, molecular function: heme binding; iron ion binding; monooxygenase activity. The transcript is spliced from 12 exons. NCBI's taxonomy places the organism in Eukaryota, Metazoa, Arthropoda, Insecta, Hymenoptera, Formicidae. The coding region runs from base 365 to 1927 and encodes 520 amino acids.
AAGUAGCGUUAAUUUAGCGUAAUUCUUUUUAGUAACGAAAACAUUUGUAAUAAUAUAAUAAUUUUAAGAUCGCUAGAAAUUAAAUCACAUAUUGUAACUAAAAAUUAAUCAAAAAUUUUAUUGGAUUGAAAUGUUUGUUGUGCUACAUUAAAAAUACAUUAGAGCUGUCCAAAAUUUUUAAUGACAAAAUAUAAAUCUAUUAUAUAAUGUAUCUUUUACUUAUUAAACACAUUAAACAUUUAGAAUAGGAAUUUUGUUUUAAAAUAAUCUAUUUUUAGAGAUUCGUGAGAUUUAAAAACUAAAGUAGCAAAGAGCCAAAGAAUACAAAACUCGAUUAAGUUUGUUGAUUUGAUAAAAAAAAACGAUGUUUAUUACUAUAUUGCUAUUAUUCAUCCUUAUUAUAUUGGUGUGGAAUUAUUGUGCACAUUAUGGAAAAAACGGGCGACUUAUCAAUCUUAUACCAGGACCACCAGGUUAUCCAAUUGUUGGAAAUAUCUUGCAAUAUUUUGGUUCUCAAGAGGAACAAUGGAAGAUUUUGAUUAACCAUACUAAACAAUACUGUCCCAUUUUAAAAAUUUGGGUAUUCUUUAAGCCUAUUGUCUCCAUAUUUCAUCCGGAUGAUCUAGAGACAAUACUAAGCAGCACAAAACAUAUCGAAAAGACAGUGUUUUAUCAUACUCUACAACCUUGGCUCGGUACUAGUAUUCUCACUAGUGAAGGCGCCAAGUGGCACUCACGACGAAAGUUGUUAACUCCCACAUUUCAUUUUAACAUAUUGCAGCAGUUUGUUAAGAUUCUGAUCGAGGAAGCCGAAAAAAUGACAAAAUCCUUGAAAAAUACAGAAGGCAUAGUUGUAAAAGAUUUAAUACCGUUUGUUAGUAAACACACGUUAAAUGCAAUAUGUGAAACUGCCAUGGGCACAUCAUUAGAAAAUCUUGGUGCACUCCAGCAACAGUAUCAGAAAGCGCUUUGUCGCAUGACUGAACUUUAUUAUUAUAGAUUAAAAUGGCAAUGGUUGUACUUCGAUUGGAUAUUGUCGUUAAUUCCAAAAUGCAGAGAACAAACCAAGAUUGUGAAGAUAUUACAUGAAUGUACUGAAAAAAUUAUUGCUGAAAGAAAACUUUAUCACGAACGCACUAAUGGUCAGCACUUAAAAAACUUCGAUAAUGAUAUAUCAGAAGAAAAAGAUGACGCAGAAACGUCUGGAAUGCGAAAAAAACGACUUGCAAUGUUGGAUCUUCUAAUAGCAGCAUCUCGUGAGGGUCUAAUGACUGAUUUGGAUAUUAGGGAGGAAGUCGACACUUUUAUGUUUGCGGGCAGUGAUACAACAUCGACGAGUAUAAGCUUUCUUUUGGCACUAUUAGCUGAGCAUAAAGACAUUCAGGAUCGUGUUAGGAAUGAAAUCGAUAUUGCUAUGCGAGAGAAUGAAUACAAAUUUACUUUGAAAUUGCUGCAACAACUAUCAUAUUUAGACAGAUGUAUAAAGGAAGGGUUACGCCUGUAUCCCGUCGCAUUUGCUAUAUCACGCACUACUACAGAAGAUGUAAAAUUACAGUCAUAUUUAGUACCAUCUGGAACACUUUUGUAUCUUUAUAUUUACGGAGUUCACAGAGAUCCCAAUUUUUGGCCAAAUCCAGAAGUGUUUGAUCCAGAUAGAUUUUUGCCUGAGAAGAUCCGAAAUCGUCAUCCUUACUCAUAUGUACCAUUCAGCGCUGGACCACGUAACUGCAUCGGUCAACGAUAUGCAAUGCUGGAAAUGAAGGCGAUGAUAGCCUCUCUGAUAUACGAUUUCUACUUGGAGCCUGUUGACUAUUUAAAAGAUCUUCGACUACUGAUGGAUAUAAUACUUCGUCCUGCUUAUCCACUUCGUGUAAAAUUUGUUCCUAUCCGUAAAAUUAAUGUGUCUUUGAAUCAAAUUUCGAUUUAAAAAAUCCUUCAUAAAUAGCAAAACCUGCUAUUAACAGUGAUGUUCUCCGGAUAAUUUGUCGUAUUUAUUACGACGAUUUUGUAUCACUUUCGGGAGCGUCUUACAAUCGGUUGAAUAUGAUUUCUUUUACGAAAGAAAGACUUGCUUUAAUAAAUAAUUCUUAUGUAUACAUUUAACUACAAUUAUAUGAUUUAUUUUUAACUGUGUAACAAUUAAUACGCACACAUAUUAUAAAUUAACAUAUUUAAUUAUCAUGUAAUUUACAUAUGCGUUAAUUUGUAGGUGAAUAAAAAUAAAAUAAAUACUAUAUAAGCUAAAA